Pipistrellus nathusii (Nathusius's pipistrelle) is the source of this 426-nucleotide messenger RNA. Lineage: Eukaryota; Metazoa; Chordata; Mammalia; Chiroptera; Vespertilionidae. The record is from the annotation of a GenBank genome assembly.
AUGAAUCCCACCAAUGUGACCAUGACAGCUAAUGAACCCAAAUGCUCGGAUUUCUUACCGGGGCUUCCCACUAGGCCCUCACCGGGCAAAGGAAGAAGGGGAGAACACGUCCCUCACAUCUCCUGCCAGGCAUUAAACUACUCCUUAGCCAGAAGCAACCUCUUUUACGUCCUCACUCUCUUCUGCUCUCUAGCUCAAACUUCUCUCAAUGACUGCGGCAAAAGAUUCUUCAGGCUAGAAUGGAGCAGGUCCUACACGCUCUCCUCUGAGCCUGGUUCCUCACUGUCAGGGACAUCCAGCAGAGGCAGAGACUUUACAGCCAGCCUGUGCCUCUCACAAGCAUUACCCAGAAUUGGAAAAGAGGUGAUUAUAACCAAGCAAAGGGAAUUAGUGCCUCCUGCUUACAAGGUUUCUGUUCUCUUUUGA